AUGGAGGAUAAUGACUAUGUAGCUUACCAGAAUUCAGAUCAGCUUCGAACAAGUAGCAACCAUGUUCUUCACUCCAAAGUGAAAAACCGUGGAGCAGCAGCCAAGAACUCAAAACCGUCUGUCACGUGGGCGGGGAAUUCUGAAGAACAUGAUCCAAGCCACGAUUGCAAAGUGGUUGGCUGUGAACGUGUAAGUGUUAACGUGAGUGGUAUGUACUACGAAUGUCGCGUUGGGAUUUUUAAUCGCCAUCCCACCACGUUGCUCGGGGAUCCGAACAAACGGAAGAAAUAUUACGAUAAAAAAAGAAAGGAGUACUUCUUUGAUCGCCAUAGGCCUACCUUCGAAGCGAUCUUUCACUAUUACCAGUAUGGCGGCAAACUUCACCGGCCGCCUGCAAUCUCCGAUGAUGUCUUCCUGACCGAGGUCGAAUUCUAUGAAAUAGAAAAAGAAGUUGUGAAAGAGUACAUGGUAAAUGAAGGCUACACAGACGAACAUAUCAUCUUACCCACAAAUGAAGCUAUGAAGACAGUAUGGAUGCUUUUUGAGUAUCCAGAAACGUCAAGCGCAGCCUUCAUGAUAGCAAUCUUGUCUGUGAUAUUCACAGUUAUCUCCAUUAUCUUAUUCUGCGUGGAAACGUUACCAAUGUUCUCUGAAUCACAUUGUGUCGAAGGAGAAGGUCCCAAUUUCCUCGACCCCUUCUUCAUCAUCGAAACCAUAUGCACGGCAUGGUUUACACUAGAAGCGGUCAUUCGAUUCAUUGUGUGCCCAAGCAAAAUCGGAUUCUUCAAGGAUUUCAAAAAUUGGGUGGAUAUAAUGGCGGUUGUGCCGUACUACGUUACCCUCUUCAACGUGCUUCUCAGCUUUAGCUGUCAAGGAGCCAAGUCAAGCGCCUCUCUAUCCUUCCUUAGGGUCAUUCGUCUUGUCAGAAUAUUCAAAUUAACGAAACAUUCCGCUGGAUUACAGGUUCUGGCCCUUACGUUCAGGGCCAGUGCGGAAGGCUUGGGUCUCUUCCUCGUGGCGCUGAUGGUGUGUGUCCUCCUCUUCUCCAGCAUAAUCUACUACUGCGAAAUGGGGACGGGCGAGGAACAAAUCUCGAGUAUUCCGGAUGGUUUCUGGUGGGCCGUGAUUACCAUGACCACGGUCGGAUAUGGUGACAAAUACCCUGCAGGACCCUUGGGGAAGCUUAUCGGGUCGCUAUGCGCCCUGGCUGGCGUACUUACGCUGGCAAUCCCUGUACCUAUCAUUACUGAAAACUUCAACAAAUUCUACACCCAUAAAACUGGAAGAGGGCGAGGGGGUGGCUCCGGAUAUCAUCCAAGCAGUCAUGGCGGUAACGCCAGACUGGAGGAUAACGAUUACGUCGCUUACCAGAAUUCAGAUCAGUUGCGUGCAAGUAGCAACCAUGUUCUUCACUCCAAAGUGAAAAACAAGGGAAAGUAUUCGAAACCGUCUGUAACCUGGGCGGGAAGUUCUGGAAGUGACCAACUGAUUGACCCCAACCACGACUGCAAGGUGGCUGGGUGCGAGCGUAUGAGCGUGAAUGUAAGUGGAAUGUACUAUGAGACACGUGUAGGGGUAUUCAAUCGCCACCCCCUCACGUUGCUCGGGGAUCCCAACAAACGGAAGAAAUACUACGAUAAAAAACGAAAGGAGUAUUUCUUUGAUCGGCAUCGGCCAACUUUCGAGGCGAUUUUUAACUAUUAUCAGUAUGGUGGCAAACUUCACCGACCACCAACUGUAUCUGAUGAUGUCUUCCUGAGCGAGGUGGAGUUCUUUCAAAUAGAAAAGGAGGUUGUGAAAGAAUAUAUGGAAAAUGAAGGAUAUACGGAGGAGCAUAUCGUUUUGCCAAGAAACGAAGCUAUGAAAACAAUAUGGAUGCUUUUUGAAUACCCAGAAACUUCAAGCGCAGCCUUCAUCAUAGCAAUCUUGUCUGUGAUAUUCACAGUUAUCUCUAUCAUUCUAUUCUGCGUGGAAACUUUGCCUGCUUUCUCCGAGUCUCAUUGCGUCGAAGGAGAGGGUCCCAACUUCCUCGAUCCCUUCUUUAUCAUCGAAACCAUAUGCACAGCCUGGUUUACUCUAGAAGCGGUUAUCCGGUUUGUUGUUUGCCCAAGCAAGUUUGGAUUUUUCAAGGAUUUUAAAAAUUGGGUGGAUAUCAUGGCGGUGGUGCCCUACUAUGUUACACUGUUUAACGUUCUCCUCAGCUUUAGCUGUGAGCGAGCAAAAUCAAGCGCAUCGCUAGCCUUCCUUAGGGUCAUUCGUCUUGUCAGAAUAUUCAAAUUAACAAAACAUUCCGCUGGAUUACAAGUUCUCGUCCUAACUUUCAAGGCCAGUGCAGAGGGCCUGGGCCUCUUUCUUGUGGCUUUGAUGGUGUGUGUUCUGCUCUUCUCCAGCGCAAUCUACUACUGCGAGAUGGGGACUCAGGACGACCAAAUUUCAAGUAUUCCGGACGGGUUCUGGUGGGCCGUGAUUACAAUGACCACGGUCGGAUACGGUGACAAAUACCCCGAAACACUCUGGGGUAAAUUAAUUGGGUCGGUUUGUGCAUUAGCUGGGGUGCUUACGCUAGCCAUCCCUGUUCCCAUAAUCACCGAAAAUUUCAACAAAUUCUAUACCCAUAAAACAGGACGAGGACGGGGACAAUGA
This is a messenger RNA of Lineus longissimus, 2643 nucleotides long. RefSeq lists its product as uncharacterized. Gene Ontology annotation, cellular component: membrane; voltage-gated potassium channel complex. Gene Ontology annotation, biological process: protein homooligomerization; potassium ion transmembrane transport. NCBI's taxonomy places the organism in Eukaryota, Metazoa, Nemertea, Pilidiophora, Heteronemertea, Lineidae. Bases 1 to 2643 code for a protein of 880 amino acids. Gene Ontology annotation, molecular function: protein binding; delayed rectifier potassium channel activity. The record is from RefSeq and is a predicted model, not a curated record. The transcript is spliced from 2 exons.